UCAUACUUCUCACAUCACUUGUGUGAAGCAUGGAGAAAGAUUGCGGGAUCUGCAACAAGUACAAAGAACACUACUACCUGGAGCAUCUCAAUGGCGAGCGAAUGGAGUUUUAUGAGCUGAUGCAUGGAAAUUUUUCUAAACACCUGAAAAUACCAAAGAAAUGCACAUAUUACUUUAGAGGAGAAACUCCUGAAACUGUUGAUCUCAAGGACCCUGAUGAUAACAUUUGGCCCAUUGGUUUGAAACAAACCAAUGAAGGAAUACUGUUGCAAUCUGGAUGGAAGGAAUUCGUCGAAGCUCUCCAUAUAACUGACGGAGACCUUUUGAUUUUCAAGUAUGAUGGAAAUCAAUCCUUCGAUGUUUCGAUCUUUGGCAAAGAUCAUUGCAAGAAAGAAGCUUUCCAUUUGUUUAUGGAAAGUGAUUGUGAAGAAGAAAAAAGUGAGGAUUCUGUGGAAGUUUUGAAUGCAAAAUCUCAUGGGAAAGUGUUUAUGCGUAACUCUUCAACUACUCGAAAAAUUUCUAGAGAAAAAGAAAACCCAGCAUCUAAGUAUCAAAGGGUAAAGUCGAAUUGUAAGAGAGCAAUUUAUGGUACCAGUGAACUGAAUGGUUAUGCAAAGAAAAAGAACUGCAACCUCAGUGAGCCACUUUGCUUGCCAAUACAGGGUCUGGAUGUCGAUGCUGAAGGAAUGGGUCACAACAUUAAGCAAGAAUUUGUUGACGCGCACAACCUUGAGGAACUUAUAAGUCCAAAUUUUUAUAUAUCGAAAAGGAGAAGUUUAACUCGUGAAGAGGAAGAAUUGGCAUUGCUGUUGGUUCACUCAGUUAAACCAAGAAAUCCAUGUUUCAUCUCAAUUUUGCCAUAUGGCAGUGUCUACAAUGCUUGUUUUAUGUAUGUCCCCAUAAAAUUCCAGAGAGCACACCUUCCUUCCAAACACUGCACCAUUUACCUCCAACUUCCUAACCAAAGAAAGAAGUGGCGUUCCCAAUUUUACGUUUACAGCACUAUGGCGAGGUUCUGCUGGGAGUCCUUCGUUGUCGACAACAGCUUACAACUUGGGGAUGCCUGCCUCUUCCAGUGUCUUCAAAACUCGGGCGACGUCAUUAUGAUGGUUAGCAUCUGCCGUGCUGCAGCACGAGAGACUGAUUAAAGAUUAGGAAAUGAUCAGUAGGAAAUCCAAGGUAGGAACCUAGGAUUAUAUGCAAGUAUGUCUACUAUUCUCAUGUCUUUCUUCUUGCUGUAAUAUUUUCGACGUAGGAGUACUUGAACUUUACUAAGGCUUAAGUUUCGACAGGGUUAGCUUUGAUUUGCCUUUGGCAUAAACUUCUAGUAUUCUAUGCAAUUGCAGCAUAUGUC
Molecule: messenger RNA, 1354 nt
Organism: Asparagus officinalis (garden asparagus)
Lineage: Eukaryota; Viridiplantae; Streptophyta; Magnoliopsida; Asparagales; Asparagaceae
Product: B3 domain-containing protein Os03g0620400-like
Exons: 4
Coding region: 30-1148 (372 amino acids)
Molecular function (GO): DNA binding
Source: RefSeq, a predicted model, not a curated record